This is a messenger RNA of Aureobasidium vineae, 627 nucleotides long. The record is from the annotation of a GenBank genome assembly. Lineage: Eukaryota; Fungi; Ascomycota; Dothideomycetes; Dothideales; Saccotheciaceae.
AUGUGCUUCGGCGAACGAACCACGUUCGUCUGCCCGAUUGGUGACUGUAUCAACAAGCAUUGGGAAACCAGAUGGUAUGACUUUGGCGCUGACGCUGACAGUGGCAAGUGCGCUGCUGGAAAUGCUCUUGGUACCUGCCCUAACCCCUGGUUGGUGUAUCAUCGAGAAGAGAAGCCGUGUACCGGAUGUUUCACCAGACUGAACGAGCGCACACCCUCGCCUCCUCCUCCUCGCGAAACCUGGCACACCGAAGAUCACAGCCACUCAUACCCACCUAUUCCGAACUACGAAAGGUCUGAGACUGACACUGCUGUUGCAACGGGUAGAUUGACAGGUCCAAUGCUCGUCGCUCGCGAGCUGAAUCGUCAGCUCCCUGAUGGUGGCAAGACUGUGUUUCAACGAAACGUUCCGGAGAAUCAGCUGGUUGAUCAAAUUCACGACAUCGUCGCAAGGAGAGAGACAGAUGGUCUCGAGCCUCAAAGAUGGGUCGAUACACCGAACUUGAUUGACUCGACUGAGGCCGGUGAUCACAUGGAUGAAAAUCUGCCCCCACCACCAACAACUCCAGUUCGGACUCUUCCACCAGCUGAGGUCCCACCUGCAGUUUUCCAAGGCCCUAUUCCAUAG